CGGAAAAGUUGACGUCUGCUUUGAAAUCCGAUCUCGCAUGUGUUGAUGGUAUGAAAGGUUUCAUGAAUGCAUGCAUGAAAAUGGGUCAAAGUAUGCCUACUUCUCCUGAAAUGGAAAGCCAAGCUGAAAAUCAGAGUUUGCAGCCCAAAAAGUUGAGGAAUCCAAUGGUUACAAUUCUGAAAGAAAUACUUAGGGAAGAAAUCAAAAUGGAAGAUGAUUUGAAAAAAGAAAACAAAGCAAUAUUGAAAGAUUUUUUGGAAACUUUUGUUUCAAGAAUGAAAAGUAAAGAUGAAACUUUUAAUCUGUUGUAUCAGCGUAAUUAUUAUACUGGCAGUUCUUUUUCUGGUCUUCGAAUAUCUAGGCCUGAUGAAUAUGAUAUUAAUUUGGUUUUAAAGUUACCUUACAGUGCAAACGAUAUUGAGGUACAAUUUCAACCUCAAACUCCUUCUUUUGUAAAGUAUAAAAUCAAGAAUCCUGAAAAGUAUCAGGAGAAGUAUGGCAAACUUGCACCUUUUAUCAAAGAUGGAUAUUUGAUGCCCAAAAAAUUACGCACCUGGAUUCAGGGAGUUGUGGAUAAAGCAAGAGUUUCAUACCAAGUUCCACAAAAAUGCAAGAGUUUAACACCUGGAUCCUCUGGUCCUGCUGUAACUGUGUAUUUAAAUAAAGAAAAUGGUGAUAAAAUUGAUAUUGACUUAGUUCUUACUUUUGAAUGUGCUCUAAAAGAAAAACCUCCUGGAAUUGAUGGAAGAGUCUAUGAAAGAGUUAAAAAUAAACUUCAGUGUUUUUUGGUUCCCAAGUCAUAUCAGAAAUCUAAUCCUUCUCCUAUAAAUGACCAAGAGUGUGACAGACUAUGGAGGACUCAUUUCCCUGUAGCUGAGAACGACAUCAUCAAUGACAAAGGAUGUGUUAAACCUGUCAUUAAAUUAUUAAAGUUAUUGAGAGAUAAGGAAAACUGGAAAAUUCUAGCAUCAUAUUAUCUGAAAACUGUUGUAAUGUGGAUGGUUUUGUCUAAUCCCAACCAGGAAUAUUGGAGAGAAGAUAAAAUGGGAGAGAGAUUCAUUGAAGCCCUGAAAAAACUUGCUGACUAUGUGAAGAAUAAGAAGUUGCCAUAUUUUUUCAGCUCAAAACAGAACUUACUGUAUAAAAUGGGGGAUGUUCAGUCAAACAAUAUUUUUUUCAGACUUACUCGUAUUAUAAGAGACAUUGAAUCUGAUCCUUCAACUCUUUGGAAAAUUUUCCAUGUAAAGCCAACUUUUCAAACAUGACAAUUAAGAGCAAGACUCUGAGAGAGUGGUCGUUCCAUAUCAAACUUUCCCUAAAACAACACUAGUUGUUGCUUGGUUAAGCUACAACUCUGUGUGCCAAAAUUGAAAUUGAAUGGCACGCAACACUACUUUUGUCAUGGCAACAAGGUAAGCUGAUAUUGGGUCAAAAAGUGCCUCUUUUAAUUACCUUUAACUUCACGGAUCUUGCAGCAGCGACUCUGUGCACACUUCUCAUUCUUUAUGUAAUUGCUAAGCUCGACAAAUAAAAAACUUACACUGUAAAAGUAAAAAUAUUUGGUGACAAGUUGUUGAGUUGUGGCUGACUGCAGUUUCUGUGUCUUAAAAAUACACUCAGUUUUUGAUGCCAUUAAAUUUUGGUGGCCAUUAAAACUGAACAACUGAUGCAAUGAUGCACAAAAAAUACUGGAUUUGGUCUUUUAAUAAUAUAAGUAACAAUUGCCAAUGUUUUCAUUAAAAUCUAAGAUGGCAUGAAUCAGUUAAUAGUGACAGGUGUGAGUUUUUCAGAUUUUUGUUCUGAAG
This is a messenger RNA of Uloborus diversus, 1805 nucleotides long. Its product is annotated as cyclic GMP-AMP synthase-like receptor. Lineage: Eukaryota; Metazoa; Arthropoda; Arachnida; Araneae; Uloboridae. The coding region runs from base 51 to 1265 and encodes 404 amino acids. The record is from RefSeq and is a predicted model, not a curated record. The transcript is spliced from 7 exons.